AUUAAAUCAGAUAGAUUAUGAGGUAAAACAUUUCACAAUAGAUUUAGUUAUACAUUAUUAAAUGGGGAAAAGGUCAAGGAGAGAAUUUUAUAAAAAUUAAACUAUAAAGGAGAUGAGGAUCGAAAAAAAUAAUUAGAUUUAUAUUUAGAUGAAUUAAAUAAAUUAGGAUUUUACAUAGAAUUAUUACCUUAAAUUGAACCAAAGUUUUUUGUUGAAAAACAAGGUUUCUCUAUAAAAGAAGCACUAAUAUUAACAAGAGGUGAAAAAUAAGUUAGACCAACUGAUGAAGAAAUAAAUUAAUUAAAAUAUGAUGAAGAAACAAACAUUUUAAAAUUGGAAUUUUAAAAUAUACCUUUUGAGAAUUAGAAUAAAAAAUAAUAUAUUUUAAUUCUUGGUCCACCUAAUAGAGGUAAAACUACUUUCAUUUUUAAUAUUAUAAAUAAUAUAUUUAAUGUUUAAUAUAAUAGUAUGUAUAGAGUUAAAAAGAAAGCAUAAGAAUAAAAAGAAUAUUUUGAUGAAUAUCAUAUAUAAAUAUCAGGCAAAAAUUAUGUCUUUGUAGAUUUUAGAGGAAUUGGAGAUUUAAAACUUGAUUUUUUAGGUUUAGAUUAAACUGGGCAUACUAAUUUAUAUGUUUAAAUUUUAGUUUAUAUCAAGGAUAAACUAAAAGAGAAUUCUACAAUAGCUGCAAUAUUUUAUAUAAAUUCUUCAUCUAUUAAUAGAUUAUCGGAAGAUGAAUCUUAUUGUUUACAACGUUUUUUUGAAAUGAUUCCUAAAACUAUAAUCUAGAAUAAUAAAUUCUUUUUAAUUCUAACUUAUUGUACUGAUAAUUAACCUAAAAUGACUAUUUAUGAAAAAUCAAGUUCAACACCAUAAGACUUAAAAAAUUUAAUAAGUACUAAAAAUUUAGCAUAAGAAUUAAAAUUUUGGUAUGGUAUAAAUAAUAAACCUUUAUAUGAACCCAUAAUUUUAUAAGAAGAACAAUAAGAUUUACAAUAACAAUAAAAAGAGAAUCAAAAUGAUUCCUUAAGUAAAGAACUUUAGGAGUUAAUUAAGAAUAUUGAAAUAAAUGAUAAUGGUUGUUUAAAUCCUUAAGGAGAUGCAAAUGAUGGACAUGAAUUAGUUGAAAAUUAAGAUGAUUAAUAGAAUUAAAUUGCUGAAAAUAAAUAAUAAGUAGAAUUAGGCGAAGGAUAAUUAUAAAAGUUUUAGUAUAAUUUAAUGACAAAUGUAAUAAAAGAAAUAAUUCAAAAAGUUGAUAAAUUAUCACAUUAAAAUGAUAAUUAGAAAAUUUUAAAAUUUUUUGAGAAUUAAUUGAAGUAUGAAAAUGAUAUACUCGAUUUGUUAAAAAUAUACUAAUCAAAAAAAAGUCCAGAACAAAUAUAAAAAGAAGAAAUGAAAUAAUUUACAACUACUUAUUUAGUUUAUGAAUUUAAAUAGUUAUAAGAAAAAGAAAUAAUUAUAACUAAAAAAGGAUCUAAAGUUCUUAUGUGUAAUGUUUGUCAUUUGAAAUGUCAUCUUAAUUGUUACAUGAGAAGUGCUGAAGAUAGAGUAAGAAUUUGUAGAAAAUUUAAUGAAAAUUUAGAAUGCACAAAAUGUUAAAAAAAUUAAAAAGAAGGUAAUAAAGUUAAGAAAUGUGGACCUUCUGAUCAUAUUCUUCUAGGACUAGGCUAAGAAAUUUUUAAAAAAACAUAAAUAACAUUAAUUAAUUAUGUUAAUUAUUCAAACAUUAAAAAUUAUUUACCUUUGAAUAAAAAAUCUAAGGCAUUAAAUCGACUUAAAUAAACAGCAGCUAUAAAAGCAUAGCUUAGUUAUUAAGAUUAAAUUUAAAAAAUUAAAGUUAAUAUUUCAAGUUCUAUUUAAUCUAAUGAAAGUGAAGAAAAUUGCAUCAAUAUAGAUUUAAAUAAAAGAGCAAAAUAUUUGGAUGCCAUGAUGAUUUAAUUAGAAAAUAAUAACUAAAAUGGUGAUGGUUUUUACUAAAAAUUACAAGAAUAAAUUGAAAUUUAUAAAAAUUUUGAAAAAUAAAAAAAUAAUCAUAAUAAUAACGGUUUAAAUGUUUUAGAAACUUAAUUGAUUAAUUUAUAAUCUUAACCUUUGAAUUAAUAAUAACCAUAAUAAUAAUCACCUAAAUAACAAUAACCAUAAUAAUAAUCACCAUAAUAAUAAUAACCAUAAAAGUAAAAUAAUGUAAAUAUUCCUAGUUUAUCACUUGGGAAUUCAAGUAUAAGUUAACAAUAAAAUUCAUACAUGUCUUUUAGACAAUAAUAAAGUUUUUUAUAAAAUAAUGAAUUUAAUAACAAUAGAUAAUAAUAAAAUGACGAACCUUAAUAAUAAUAACUAUAAAAUUCUGCAAUGUUUAACAUCUUAAAUGAUUAAUAACCUUUAAUAACAUAAAAUUGA
Paramecium sonneborni is the source of this 2394-nucleotide messenger RNA. The record is from the annotation of a GenBank genome assembly. Lineage: Eukaryota; Ciliophora; Oligohymenophorea; Peniculida; Parameciidae.